AUGAUUGGAAACAGGACUUUGAAUGAACACGGACGAGUGAGUCUUUUGGCUCGGGAACUGCAGACGGUUGGAGUGAGCGUGGCUGCGAUUCAGGAGGUGCGGUGGCCUAGAACUGGAGAACGUGAAUUCAGGACGGUGAAUCCCAUCACCAACACUUCUGUCAAAUACAGCGUCUACUAUAGCGGCGGCGAAAAGGCAGAACGUGGAGUUGGUUUCAUAGUGAUCGGAAAGCAGAUGAAGCGUGUUAUAAGGUGGAAACCGGUUAGCGAGCGAAUCUGUGUAUUGGUUAUCAACAUCUAUGCACCGACAAACGAUAAACCCGACGACGUCAAGGACGCGUUUUACGAAUGUCUCGACAAAACCUACGGAGAGUGCCCAAAGCAUGACGUGAAAAUUGUUAUCGGGGACACCAACGCUCAGGUCGGUAGAGAGGACUUUUUCCGUCCAAUCAUUGGUAAGGAGAGCCUUCACUCUGUAACCAAUAACAACGGCCUGAGACUCGUGACCUUCGCUGCAGCUAGAGGGAUGGCCAUCAGCAGCACUUACUUUGCACGUAAAGACAUCCGUGAGCACACCUGGAUGCACCCGAAUGGCGAAACUUGCAAUCAAAUAGACCAUGUCCUGGUAGACAGCCGACAUUUCUCGGAUGUUAUAGAUCGCUUCUCAGCAGAAGGUGUGACGGACGAGUACCGCCAGAAGCUUGAUGAGCGAAUAAGGGGAAUCAACGUAGACGACAAUCUCAACAAUCUGUGGGAGUAA
Messenger RNA from Topomyia yanbarensis, 759 nucleotides. RefSeq names its product craniofacial development protein 2-like. The transcript is spliced from 2 exons. The record is from RefSeq and is a predicted model, not a curated record. Gene Ontology annotation, biological process: chromatin remodeling. Gene Ontology annotation, cellular component: nucleus. NCBI's taxonomy places the organism in Eukaryota, Metazoa, Arthropoda, Insecta, Diptera, Culicidae. The coding region runs from base 1 to 759 and encodes 252 amino acids.